Closterium sp. Naga37s-1 is the source of this 2307-nucleotide messenger RNA. The record is from the annotation of a GenBank genome assembly. Lineage: Eukaryota; Viridiplantae; Streptophyta; Zygnematophyceae; Desmidiales; Closteriaceae.
AUGUUUCAUAUCGGUCGUCUUGCUUGCCUUGCCCCAUCUUUCGUGUCACCAUCCGACCCCACCAGUGUGUUCAUCAUGGUGCUGCGCCUCUUGAAGCUGAUGGACUUUCAGCCCAACAUGGGCAUCAUGACUCGCUCCCUCCGAGUCGCCAUGCCGUCUCUCCUCCACUUCUUCAUUCUCUUCUUCGUUGUCUUCGUCGCAUAUGCCACCUACGGCUACCUGGUGUUCGAGAUGACCUUAGUACAGUUCAGCACGCUGUGGUUGUCCCUGCAGACCUGCUUCUACAUGAUCGUGGGGCAGUUCGGAGUGUUCUGGUUCCAGCAGAUGGUGGGGUGGCAGUACGCGGCGGCCAUGGAGUCGACGGAGAAAGCACCGGCGAUCUACCAGGACAUGUACUUGAUUGUGGUGCGCUUCUUCCGCCGCGUGGCAUCGCCGUACAGAAGGUACAGCCGCCUGCUGCGCCACCUCAUUCGCCUCGGAGCAGAGAACACCGCCAAUGCGGUCAUGGAGGUGAGCGGCCCGGCCAGGGAGGUGAGCGGGCAGGGAGGUGAGCGGGCAGGGAGGGACGUGCAUGACCCGCACGAUGAUCCGCACUAUGAUCCGCAUGAUGAUCCGCAUGAUCCGCAUGAUGAUCCGCACGAUGAUCCGCAUGAUGAUCCGCAUGACCUGCCAGAGCGCUUUUUGAACUCGGACUUCCAAUUUCCAACCACAUGGGUCCCCACUCUCUCGUGCGGGUUCCCACCAAACCAGUGCGGUCUAAUCUCCUUAAUAAUCCUGCUUCGAGACAAUGUGGCAAUGGGGGAUGACUGGUUCACAUGGAGAGCACAAUUUACUUACCAAAGCUCCCACACAUCCCACAUCUGUGUCUACCACUGCCACCUUCAUUCGUGUCCCACUGCCACCUUCAUCCGUGUCCCACUGCCACCUUCAUUCGUGUCCCACUGCCACCUUCAUUCGUGUCCCACUGCCACCUUCAUUCGUGUCCCACUGCUACCUCCAUUCGUGUCCCACUGCCACCUUCAUUCGUGUCCCACUGCCACCUCCAUUCGUGUCCCACUGGCACCUUCAUUCGUGUCCCACUGCCACUUUCAUUCGUGUCCCACUGCCACUUUCAUUCGUGUCCCACUGCCACCUUCAUUCGUGUCCCACUGCUACCUCCAUUCGUGUCCCACUGCCACCUUCAUUCGUUGUCCCACUGCCACCUUCAUUCGUGUCCCAUUGUCCGCCACUCCGCAGAAGAGCCUUCGGCAGUCCGGCCAGCAGUGCUUUGCGUCGAGCCUUCAGUGCGGCAAGGAGAUGAGAGGCAGCAGGCGUGAUACUGAUGGGGGCAGGCUGGAGGAUGCUGUUCGUGAUGGCAAACCGGGGAUAAAUGGGGUGGAGGUGGUGGGAAGAGAGGAAAAAAGGGAUCCUUUUGAGGCGCAGCAACAAGUGUCAGCGAUGGUGGGAGCAGAUGAGACUAACUUAAGCCGGGCUGAGAGCAAGAAGGGGGUGUUGCCGAAUGGUGGGGUCGCCAAGUCCCAGGCAGCCGGCAGCACCAACACUCAGGUGGACGCCCAUGCUUCCACCACCGCUGCUGCUAAUCCUGGCAGCACCGCUGCAGGUGAUGCUGGCAGCACCGCUGCAGGUGAUGCUGGCAGCACGGGUGGCAGCAUGGUGGAGCCGGCAGUGCAGAGGCGGCGGAGCUUCUGGCGGCUGAAAACGCUGGAUGAGCGGGAGACUGUGGUGGUGGUGGGGGAGAGGCAGCUCAACGCCCACUCGCUCUCUUCCAUCCUGCGCCGUGCACACGCCCGCAUGCGGCGCUCUCUUUCCGACGAGCAUGAGGAGGACCCCAUGGACGUGGCAGCGCUGGGGGCGGUGCUGCUGUCGGAGCUGGGGGAGAGCGCGCCGCCUGCCGAUGCCACGGCUGCAAAUGGAGGCGAGGCGGCAAAGGAGGGCGACCUGCUGGCCAUGCAGCAGCGCGUGGAGGCGCUGCGGGCCGACGUGGCCCGUGGCUUCGACCAAGUGAGGCAGCAGCUCACCACCCAAGUCCAGAGCUCCCAUUGCAACCAGUUUCCACAGGAAGCCAGUCCGAGCCUGCUCCCGAACCAGCUAGGCAAUGGUUCGGAGGAGGCUGGGCGAGAGGUGUGGCAGCAGGUUUUGAUGCAGGUGGAGAAGAUUCGGAAGGAGGCUCAGAAGGAGCGAGAAGAGGGUUUGGAGAUCCUGCAGGAGCUCAGAAGAGAGUUGCAAAUGCUGAGGGCAGCGAGAGGGGAAGGGAGAGAGUGGGAAGGAGAGGAAGAGAAAAGGGAUGGGAGUGGGGGAGGGGCAUGA